Molecule: messenger RNA, 489 nt
Organism: Humulus lupulus (European hop)
Lineage: Eukaryota; Viridiplantae; Streptophyta; Magnoliopsida; Rosales; Cannabaceae
Exons: 2
Coding region: 1-489 (162 amino acids)
Source: RefSeq, a predicted model, not a curated record
AUGUUAGCAUACGGCGUCCCAGCAGAUGGUGCCAAUGAGUACAUAAAAAUAGGAGAGUCUACAAUUAUUGAAAGUUUGAAGAGAUUCUGUCAUGUAACUGUGGAGGUUUUUGCUGAGCAAUAUCUAAGAUCACCUAACUCUAAUGACAUUUCUAGGCUACUCCAUGUUGGUUCCAAUAAUGACAUUAAUGUGUUGGAGGCAUCCUAUCCCUUUUCCAAUCUUGCUUCAGGUAUUGCUCUUCCUGCUCAUCAUGUUAUUCGAGGAAAAGAAUAUAACACGGGUUAUUAUUUAGCUGAUGGUAUAUACCCGAAAUGGUCUACUCUUGUACAAACUAUCCAUGUUCCACGAGGAACUAAAAAGAAAUAUUUCGCAAUGAAACAAGAAUCAUCUCAAAAAGAUGUAGAACGUGCAUUUGGAGUUCUUCAAUCGUGUUAUGCAAUUGUUGUUGGAUCAUCACGUUUUUGGAACAAUAUGUGUUACAUGAUAUAA